UCCAUUAAAAAAAAAACAGAGUGCGUUUGACGUUUGGAGCAGAAGGAGAUACACUCGAUUUUUAUUGCUGGUGAAACUAGCGAACAAGUACGCCGUGAAGCACAUGACAGGAUAUCCGAAAUAUGUGCCCAGACUUCCAGAGCUCUUGGUGUGCCGAAAUUAGUGGUGUGUUAAAAUUGUAGACCGUUUCUGUCCGUUGGAAAUCCGCGAAAGUCCUAGGUCCACGAAACAAUAGUUGCGUGUGCGUAUGACUAGUGUGUAUGUGUGUGUGUGUGUGAGCUGUGUAAACAAGAAGAGUUUUUCAUCAUUGCUUUUCCACGGUAGCCAGUAGUGCCAUUAGCGCCCGCCCUGCACAUUCACCAUUGAUACGACGUCGCGUGGUGUUGCGCCCAGUGAUAACACAAUGGAGAAAGUGAAGAGCGCGGAACGGGCAGCCAUCAUCAAAAGCCGCCCCAGCCCUAACGAGCAGAAAGCGGUCGCUGCCAACGCCGGGGGCCCAGGAUUGAACAGUGACGGAGCGCCUGCCCUUCGAUUGCGACCAUCGCAGCUAUAUCAUACGCAGCACGGUCAGCAAACGGUGGCCACGGGGCCACUUGCGUCCGAUCGGAAAGUUCAUACCAACACCACCACCACCACCGCCGUAACACAGCAGCAGCAGCAGCAAGAUCGUGUGGAACACGAAAAAGUGAACGACAAAGGAGGAAGGAACGACCGCAGUGAAGAGCGAAUGGUGGAGGAGCAGGAGGAUGAAGAGCAGGAAAAUCAAUACUUUUACGAGGAUGAAAUAUUUUGUCUCACCCCCAAAAACGGUCACGUCAAGUUCGGCCUGGUGCUCGACAACUACGACGAGAGCGACGAAGAAACGACGGAGGAGGACGCACCGAAGCGGGGCGAAAUCCGUGCCUGCUGGCAUCCGGACGGCCGUGAGGAAAUCAUCAAACAGCGCAAGGUGGGGCUAGCGGACAGGACGCUGAUGCCGGGCGAUGUGGUGCGCCGAAUGGUACCGGUCCGGGACACGCAGCGCGGUUACUGUCACGAGAUAACGGUGCGGGCCGAUUUACGCAUCAUCGGCACCAAGUACGUCGUGCGUAAUGUGGCCUCCGACCGGCUUAGGCCGUUGCUCUCCAUGCCCAAGGACAGUGCCGUGUGUCUAGAUUCGUGGGUAGGCAGCACAAAACACAUCAACGAGAAGCUGGUCCUUAAAUCGUCCUGCGGCUCACUGGUGGAGGUGUGUCCCGCCAGCGACCUGGGCAUGUUUCGCGAUCACAAUAUGCGCUUCCGGCGCGGAUUCUUUGCCGAACCACUGUUCUACCCCGGCCAGCAGCUGGUGGGGCUGAUGAGCGAGCUGGCCAACGGCAAGUGGCUCACGACGUCGAACGAGAUGAAGCUGUCGCGGAAGAACUACAUGCUCGAGCGCAAGUUCACCGUCCAGUCGGUGGAACUUCAGGGCGUUUCCGUGCACUGGCAGUGCAAGGUGUCGAGCGAAGACCUGGAGCAGAAGCUGUCCGAGGGCGGGAGUUUGCAGCAACCGCCCGAGUACAUUACCGGCGAGGAUUUGAAGCGCCUGAAGAAGCUGAACCUGUUCGAAUCGUGCAUGCUGCAGAUAAACGAUAAAAACUAUCUCAAGCUCGAAGACACGGACAUUAUCGGCUCGAAGCAGGCGUGGCGCAAAGACAUGACCAGCAAGUACCGCGAGCAGCUGCUGCAAGAGAGCAAAGCGAAAGCGAAACCAACCAGCAAAGCGAUCAGCGGCGGAGAGGAGGAAAAGAAAGGCGGAAAAGGAACGAAAUCGGGCAGCGCGGGUUCGAAGCUGUCGGCGCGCAGUGCCGGGAAAGAGAACGGGGCUCAGAAAGUGUCCACAAAGCUCACGAGCGUGGACAGUGAUGAAGGAUGGGAAACGGACGAGGAGGGUGAGCAUUCGGACGGGGCAGCUUCGUCGUGCUCGGCCACGUCGAAAACUAGCCCGCGCAAGUCGCCCCUGCUUGCGAAGCGUGUGCGCAAGCUGAAACGCCGUCAGUUGGCGGCCGAGUUUGCGGGCGAUCGAUUUCCAGCGGCCGGCGAUGAGGUGGUCACCGAAGCGCUGGUCGUGUACAGCACUGCCACCGUCGUUUGGCAGGAUGGUACGAUCGAGCCAAACAUUCCGUCUACCGAGCUGCGGCCGAUCCACCAUCUGGACGAUCAUGAGUUUUUCCCGGGCGACUUCGUGCUGGCGGGCAAUACGGAUCCGGCCAAAAAUCCUUCCUUCCGGGACUACGGUGUCAUACAGGACGUUGACCAUCACGGGCGAACGGCGCGCGUCAAGUGGUUCAGCACGUACACGUGCACGUCCGAGCCGCAGCCGUCGUACAACGGGGAGUCCGAGGUCAGCGUGUACGAUCUGAAGGACCAUCCGGACUUCCAGUACCGCCCCGGCACGAUCGUGAUACGCGUGGCGAACUUUACCGGCGAGGAAGGCGCUUCCACCGCCGGCCAGGUGUUGGACAACUAUCCCAACGGUAUGGUGAAGGUGUGGUGGGUGGACGGGUUCGUUAGCAUGUGCUGGCCGCAGGACAUCUUCGAGGUGGGGCAGUACGAUUCGGAGAACAACUUCUGGGGCAGCGUGGCCGACUCGGACGCGGAGUCGUGGGAAACGGAGGCCGAAUCGUGCCACUUCGGCGACGCGGAACCGGGCUCCCCGUCGUCGGUGGUGCUGAAGCCGCAGCUAACGGCCAACCUGGAGCGGGCUCGGGUGGCCAUUGCGCGGCUCGAGGAACUGUUCAACAUUAAUCCGCACCUGCAGAACCAGGAAAUCAUGAAGAAGCUGAUGCUGGUGUACAAAAAGUGUCGCUUUCUGGAUCGGCUGAUGAACACGAGCUUCUUCCACGAGCGCCACUUUAUGGGGCUGGUGGAGCGGGUGCGCAAGUCGAACAAUCAAACCACGGUCGAGCGCAUGCAGGACCAGAAGAACCGGCUGUUCAACCAGAGUGCGUCCGGGUCGAAAACGUCCACACCGACGGCCGGUACGCCGGAGUCGGUAAGGCCAUCGCUGCAGCAGCGCGCCCUCUUCAGCCCGAGCACACCGACCAGCCCGGCCGUGAGCAGUCCGGCCGGGCGGCUGGAGGAAAACGACAAUGCGAACUAUAACGUCGGCAUCGCGAACAUGGAGCUGGACUACGUGAACAACAUGUGCAUGAAGAUGAACGAGAAUGCGGACGAUGUCGAUCUGAACAACACCAGCUCCGUGUUUGAUCUGGCCACCGGUGGUGGUGGUGGUGUGGGAGCGGAGUCAGAUAAACCAGACCAGGAGGAUCGAGAAACGGGCGAGCAGCUGGCGCGGGAGUGCGUUUCCGCUCGGCUGUGUUCGCUCAUCAAGGGCCAGCUGAUAAAGGUGCUGGAAGAGAUCAACGAACGCUACGGGCUGGAGGAUCCACUGAAGGAGAUCAUUUCGGUGGUGGAGCUGAAAACGCCAACCCUCGCCUCAAUGCCACCGUCAUGGACGCCCUCGCCGGUCGGAACGCCGGACAUUCCCGGUAGUGAGCCGGAUCCGCUGGCGUCCAGUUCGCCAGCCGUUGCAGGCGCGGACGCGGUACCAUCCUCACCGUCCAGCGUCCCGACCGAAAGCUUCCAGAUAAUCGAAUCGGCACCAACGUCCCACAAGUUCCAUCUCACCAUUUUCCAAACUAGCAACGCACAAAGCUUCUACAAAGCGGUACAGCGCGAACACUGGCUCCUGCGGACGGCUCUACCGCCGGGCGUGUGGGUGCGAACGUUCGAGGACCGGCUGGACUUGCUGAGCGUAAUGAUCGAAGGUCCGAAGAAAACCCCGUACGAGGAUGGGCUGUUUCUGUUCGACAUUCAGCUUGGGCUGGACUAUCCACGUGCCCCGCCGCUGUGUCAUUACAUCAGCUACUGCACCGAUCGGUUGAAUCCCAAUCUGUACGAAGAUGGCAAGGUGUGUGUGUCACUGCUCGGUACCUGGUCCGGCAGAGGGACGGAGGUUUGGGGCCCGACCAGCACGCUGUUGCAGGUGAUCGUUUCCAUACAGGGAUUGAUCCUUGUGGCGGAACCGUACUUCAAUGAAGCGGGCUAUGAAAAGCUACGGGGCUCACAGCAGGGCAAGGAAAAUUCGCGCAUGUACAACGAAAUGGUGCUACUAAAGCUGGUCCAGUCGAUGACGAAACUGAUGUCCAAUCCGCCGGAAGUAUUUCGCGAACAGAUUUUAACCCACUUCCACGCGUGCGGCCAGCGCAUGUACAGCCGGUUGAAAACGUGGAUGGAACUGUCCAAUGAUUGUAACCGGCAACCGAGCGCGUCCGAUCAAACCGCAGCGAUCGACGUCAGCGCUGCUGCUACAUCCAUCCUUGCUUCCAGCGAACAAGAAGCUUCUAGUGCUACGGUUGACUACUCCUCGGAAGCCAGCGCUCGUGCGAUUCCGCAGCCGGAAUUUCCGCUCAUUCCCGCCAGCCGUGGUUUUUGCCUAACUCUCACCGGUCUGCUGGAAGGACUGCAAAAGCAGCUGCAGCAAUUAUCACCCCUACCGCAGCCAGCGCUUGCGGACGGCAAAUAACAAGCAGGAUCGGGAAAACGCGUGCACUGUUGCUUUUGGCGCUACGCGUCGGUAGGUUGUGUUGUUGCGGUGCCUCUAGUUUAUGCUGCUGCCAAGGCAGCAUAGCAAGCUAAAUUAUUCUACAUAACAAAAGAAAGGCACUACGAGAGGAGGAGGAGGGAUAGCUUUACUAGUUACAUCGUUGAGAGAAAAACAGGCAGUCGAUCGAACAAGAGGAAACGGCGCUGUUGUGAAGGUCGUUCCAAUGGGUCUACGCUUUCGGCAGUUUAUUAAAGGCACAACUAAUUUGCCCCAUUUGGUAUUCAUUAGCAUGGGUGAGAUUGUUAUUUUCACAAAAUUUUGUUUGCUUGCUUCCGGCACAUGUUUUAUUGCAUCUCAUCACACCGACUGAGCAAUAGAGUAGAACUGUUAUUUAUCAAUAACAUUGCUUAUUGGCAGGUUUGCUGCGAGCGACAUGCUAAAUGCAUCCAUGGUAAAGCCACUUCUGGUUUCUUGAUUACACGGUGUGUCUUUGUCGAGUUCUCAAAUUAGUAACAUUUAGUUCCUGUAUCGCACAUAUCAUCGCUUCCCAUUUGUUAGCCUUUAUAGUUAAUAUUAAUCGAAUCAUGAGCUUAUUUAUACCAGUCAUCUAGCUGUUAAAUACUUUUAAAUAUGUGAGCUAUUGCUAUUUGAUCGUUUUUUUUUUCGUAACUUGUAUUUUAAGAAUUACAUUUUGUUCCAGUGCUUUGCUCAGAUCAUGCUCCCGAACGUGCUCUGCCAAACGUGUUCCGUGCGUUUCUGUGCAUCGAGUUUUUUUUCGAUUCUUUUUGUUCCAGCCUAUGGAAGAAAACUGAACAGAAAAGAAAGCAAAACAUUCCAUACUAUAUAGCGUGCUGCAACAGAUAGCUAUUGCAAAAUAGAUGGCCUGUUUUGGAAGAAAGCACUAUAGAUGGUUGCUAAACAACAACAACAAACAACAAAGAGCAAGAAAAAGAUAAUAUGAAACACGAAAUCUCAUAAAAUGCUGUGCCUAUAAAUAAAUCAAUUACACAAUCCCUACAACAAAAAAACGUAUGAAACAAAUACGAAAGGAUGCUCAGACACACUAAAACACAUUACCAAAAAAGUCACGGAUAGAUGCCCGUUGAUAGCCGUUUUAAUCAUAGUGAGGAGCGAUACGAAAGUCACCAAAACGAAAACGAAAUCAAAAACCAAACUCUCCUAAACCUUACAAUCGUGUGUAGCGAAGAACAAUAACCUAGGUCCUAUUAAAACUAUUGCAAUGCACAACUCGCAAGCGAAUGGUAGAACUGUUAAUACUAUAUACCUUAGCAAACACUUAACCUUUGACCACCCUUCGCCAUGCUGCGGGGCGGGGGAUAGAGCUAACUGUUUUAGAGACACUCAUGAACUAUAGCUUAAACUUAUUGAGAAGUUGGGAAAGUUGCGUUUAUCUUAACGAGGGUGAAAGCAAACCGCUUCACCUUCAUGCGGAGCUAUGGCAUUUUGCCCGAUGGCAAACUCAUCUGGCCUAAACACAUAUGCGAAUCUCACUGUUAAAACUGCUCACUAUUGGUUCCUUGUAAUCCGCUAGCACUUAAUUAUUAUUGGUUUAAAUUACUACCGAGAAUUUUCCCACUUCGAUGGACUGCUUCCAUCGCCCUAAAAGGAAGCACAGACGCAAACAAACAAAAACCACAUAAACGCACAUUAAAGAAUAGAAAAGAUAUGGUACGCUACAAUCGAGCGAAGCAGGUUAAAGAAAAACUCUUUUAAAACCACAAUCCGAGCCCUUUUAAUGCGGAAUAGCCGUAAAAAAGCCUAGUUAGCGCCUUUGGGAGUGUGUUGAUCGCGGUAUACGCAGAGUUUGAAAAUUGAAGCGCAGUACGAGCAGACAAAUGUAGCAUGAUAAUGGUGGUCGAUGUCGUUAGUAGCGCCCCAACCUAUGCUGGCUAGACUUGGAAUGGCUUAAACGCUUUGCCAAAGCUAAUUGGUGAAACAGAUUGUGCAACAACAUGUUACAGCAAACCAGAAAGACUGUAUAAUACAAAGGGUCGGAAUGCGGGUAGAGGAGCAGCAUAGUGGAGAGAGCUUACUGAAGACAGGGAAGUCACACCCUGGAAGAUUAUUUUUGUUUAUCAAUAUCUGAAUCGCUUGAUCCGGCGAAUGUCCCUCAGUGUGUGUGUAUGUGUACUUUAUCGUGAAACUACCACCUAACUUACUGGUUGCGUUGCUUAACGUGCAUGUACAUAAUUUCAACAAUCAGCGCCAGCGCAUUCGUUCGUUUACAGGGGAACUUGUUUAUUGCAUUACAUUGGGUUUGCUCUGAAGAAUCAUUAGAAAGCAACAUUCUAAUCCAGCAUUUUGGGAGCAUUGGUAGCCGGGAGGAAGUGUAGGAAAAAUAGCUUAUUAUCUACCAUAUAUUAUGGUAACAUCUGGCAGCUUAUCAGUUCACGGUUGUGGCACUACCUAACAAACUCAACAAACCCAACGCCCAAUCGGAUCGCUCGCAGGAUCGACUCAUUUCGUCACGUUUACGUGGACGUCUGUAAUUUAAGGCACGUGAUAUUUAUGUUCUAUCUUCACCACAGCACCUCUCUAUAAGGUGAGCGAGGUUAUAAUUUAAAGAUGAUGGAAACCAAACGAAAGAAAGGAAUGAAACCCAGCUAACUACGGUACGGAGUUGGAAAUUGAAUCGUGUAUGAAUCGGGUGACGACAUAUUGUUGAACAAUGAUACCGCGUUUGUCGGAGUUCUCUGCAAAAAGUAAUAACAAAAUCGCAUAACAAUAAAACCAACCAAAAAAAAAUGCAUCAAAAAUUGCGUAAUCAGUGUUCGUUUCAUAUUAAAAUUUUGCUUUUUCUCAUUCGCAGUUCCAUUCGCAGGAAGCAAGUGAAACCACUGCCUAAUAGACCACUGUGUGGUGUAUCGUUGCAGUGAUAUUGGCCCGCUGCUUUGCAUCUGAGCAUGGCUCCGGUCGAUGAGCAAUUGAAUUAAUUCAACCACGAGCAGAGCACCACGCGGACAAUGCAAUCCAAGCGAUCGUGCUGGUGAUGAUGAUCGUUUAGUUAGACGACCCGCGGGGAAACGUUCGAACCGCGUCGGGAGCGAAAAAGAAGCGCCAAGAAGAAGCUAACUGACCGGAAAUGGGUAGAGUAAGGAACAAGAACACCGCAACGAAGCAAACAAAUCAGACUUUCCAUAAGUGAAAGUAUGAGAGACAGCAGAAUAGAGAGAGAGAGAGAGCGAGAGAGUAUUUGAUUCUGUUUUCAAGCAUCAUUUAAUAAUCCUUUGGUACGGGGCGCAAUCAACGCGGAUGGUGGUGCGUGCGCCCAGUGUUGUGUACACCACCAUGUGUCUGCAAAUGUUGCGCAGACCAGCGAUGUACGAUGGAAGGUUGUUAAUAAAUAGGGCCGGGCGCGCAUGAUAUGGCGGUGGUUGGUGAUGCCCGGACGAUGCAUCAAACCAGAAAACAAAUACCGAUAGUUUGUUUGCAUCCCGUCCGCAGGCGGGGGUGAGGAAGCCGGCUAAGAUGUUCCUACGGGUUGCGGGUUGCGUGUGCGUAAUGGUAUAUGCGUGUGUGAAUGUUGCAAUAAAUUAAUCCAAGCCCAUCGACGGGUGGCAUUUUCGAUGUUCGCGUGGUACGUGUGACGGUGCUCCGUUUGGUGCG
Molecule: messenger RNA, 8194 nt
Organism: Anopheles coluzzii
Lineage: Eukaryota; Metazoa; Arthropoda; Insecta; Diptera; Culicidae
Product: (E3-independent) E2 ubiquitin-conjugating enzyme UBE2O
Exons: 5
Coding region: 404-4546 (1380 amino acids)
Source: RefSeq, a predicted model, not a curated record